Messenger RNA from Brienomyrus brachyistius, 4145 nucleotides. It is a transcript of the gene l3mbtl1b, whose product is annotated as L3MBTL histone methyl-lysine binding protein 1b. Gene Ontology annotation, molecular function: protein binding; zinc ion binding. The coding region runs from base 381 to 2882 and encodes 833 amino acids. Gene Ontology annotation, biological process: regulation of DNA-templated transcription. Gene Ontology annotation, cellular component: nucleus. The transcript is spliced from 22 exons. The record is from RefSeq and is a predicted model, not a curated record. NCBI's taxonomy places the organism in Eukaryota, Metazoa, Chordata, Actinopteri, Osteoglossiformes, Mormyridae.
CGGCCCUGGCUGCUGCAUUCCGGGACGAGCCGAACCGAGCCGAGCCGCCGGCUCCAGGCGAGGGAAAAAGCGCAGACCCGCGAUAGGUGCUCCGGUCGCCUCGGUCGCCGAUAACGCGAACCGAUCCGUUAAAGGCAUUUACUCUCUUUAUUUACAUAGUUUCAACAUGCUGGGGGGGCCUCUUCCUCCCCUCCGCCAUUUUGUAUUAGACGAAUACUAAUAAUGGGCGCUUAUACAUUACACUUUAUUUAUGAUUGGAAUGAACUGCAGGGAGAAGAAAAAACUUAAAAACGCAGACAAACUAAUCCAUUCCUCCAUACAGUGUGUUUUGAACCCCGCAUUUGUUCAUCGUGACUGUUGCAUCUGAAAGGAGACUGAAGAUGACAGACACACCCCCCACAGAUGCCCCUACCCCUGGGGGAGACUUUGACAUGAUGACUGCACUUGACUGGAAGGACGGGAUUGCCACUCUCCCUGGCAGUGACAUCAGAUUCAGGAUGACUGAGUUUGGGACUUUGGAGAUGGUUACGGAGUUGGACUUGUAUACCAAGCCCCCCAGCAACGAUGGUGCAGAUGCCCACCCUCCGGACCACCCCCAGUCCCACCGCCCCACCCCGCCACCUGAGACUCCUGCGAGCGCUGCACCGGCAUCCCCCCUCAACCCCCCUGAUAAAGCCUGCCUGCCCGUUCCGGAGGCAAACCCGGGUCCCGUGGCCCUCGAAGAGGCCCCCAGCGUGGAGGUGGCCAGCUGUGGGUCUUGCGGGAUUUCUGGCUCCCAGGAGAGAUUCCUUCACGGGAAGUUCUGCAGUGUGCAGUGCGCAGUGUGCAGUGUGCAGUGCGCCCAGGCAUCCAGCGGCAGGUCGACCCCAGGGGAACAGAAGGAGCGGGCGGGGGAGACCACCCCCAUUGCUGCCAUGGAGGGCGACCGCUUAGGAAAACGCCUAAGGAGGAAGAGAAAGAUGUACAUGGACUCGGGCGAUGAGGAGGAGGAGAACCUGGAGGAGGAGGAGGAGAAGGCCAAGGCAUGCAAAGGCAGGAGGGCGGCCAAGCUGGCCCGGCUGGUGACCGCCCUGCCUUCGAAGAAGAAGGCGUGGAGCUGGUCAGCGUACCUGGAGGAGGAAAGAGCGAUUGCUGCCCCUGCCAAACUCUUCAAGGAGCACCAGUCAUUUCCUCAGAGUCGCAACGGCUUCAAGGUGGGCAUGAAACUGGAGGGCUUAGACCCCAGCCACCCAUCGCUCUUCUGCGUGCUGACCGUCGCCGAGGUCCAGGGCUACAGGAUACGACUCCACUUCGAUGGUUACCCGGAAUGCUAUGACUUCUGGGUAAAUGCGGACUCCUGGGACGUGAAGCCCGCGGGCUGGUGCGAGAAGACCGGGCACAGACUGCUUCCCCCGAAAGGGUGCAGGGAAGGAGAGUUUAACUGGAGCAUGUAUGUGAAGAACUGCAGAGGCCAGAUCGCUCCCAAGAACCUGUUCAGGAGUCUGAAUACGUCUGUGACUCCGUCCGGAUUCCGUCCGGGAAUGAAGCUGGAAGCUGUGGACAGGAAGAACCCGUCUCUCAUCUGCGUGGCCACUAUCGGUGCCGUGGUCGACAACCGGCUGCUCAUCCACUUCGACAACUGGGACGAGUCCUACGACUACUGGUGUGAUGCCAGCAGCCCAUACAUCCACCCUGUGGGAUACUGCGAGGAGGCGGAGCUAACGCUCACCACGCCAGCUGAAUACAAGCAUCCGAAGAGCUUCUCCUGGGAGAAGUACCUGGAGGAGACGGGUUCUCAGGCAGCUCCGGCUCGGGCUUUCAAACAGAGGCCGCUACAUGGGUUCCAGAUGGGCAUGAAGCUGGAGGCCGUGGACAAGAGGAACCCCAUGCUGAUCCGUGUAGCCACCGUGGCAGAUACUGAAGACCACCGGCUCAAGGUGCACUUUGACGGCUGGAGCAAGGAGUACGAUUACUGGGUGGAUGUGGACAGUCCAGACCUACACCCCAUGGGCUGGUGUCAGAAGACGGGCCAUCCUCUGCAGAACCCCCACAGUUCCACAGAUACCUCGGUGCUUCUGGGUCAAGGCUGUCCCACUCCGGGGUGUAACGGCGUGGGGCACAUCCGGGGGCCCCGUUACGGGACGCACUACACUGCUGUCAGUUGCCCUUACUCUGAGAUGAACCUGAACAAGGAGGGCCUGAUUCCUGACCGCCUGAGUGGGGAGCGGCCCACGGCCAUCGCCGGGCCCCACCGCGCCAAGCGGUCUGAGCCGGCCACCCCCACCUCCACCACCCCGGAGCUGCCGGACAUGCCGGAAGACUCGCCCCAUUCCAGCACGGGCAGGAAGUUGUGGAGUGGCGAGGGUGAGCGAUCAGGCCGGAGCAGCACCCAGAGCCUGUCAGAGCCGUCGCACUGCGGCGAUGAGCAGCCAGGGGGCACCAGGGAGCAGAGUAACAACGGCGCCCGGCCCAAAAAGUCCGGACCGAUUCCCCGAUGCCUGAGGCUCCAUCUUGUGAAGCAGGAAGCCGGAGAAAGCCGAGCAGAGGGCGCUGGCGGCCUCCGGCACCCCACCCGCGAGUGCAUCUUCGCCUCCUCCUGCUCCUCCAGCCCCACCCACCGCAUCCACAUGUGCUGGGAGAAGCACUGCAAGCUCCUGCCGGAGGUGAUGGGCCUCACUGCCAAGCGGGUGUCCAAGUGGAGCGUGGAGGAGGUUGCCAGUUUUGUCCGUGGUUUGCCGGGCUGUAAAGACCAUGCCCCGACUUUCAGGAAUGAGCAGAUAGACGGAGAAGCUCUCCUGCUCCUCACACAGGCCGACAUCGUCAAGAUCCUGAGCAUCAAGCUGGGUCCGGCGCUCAAGAUCUUCAACUCCAUCCUCAUGUUUAAGAGUGCCGACGAGGAGUGAAGGGCCGGCCGGCCUUGCCACACGUCUCCCUUAGUCUUCCUGUCAGUGGUGUGAGGCGCAAGGGCGAAGGCGUACUGCCGUAAUCUUUAUGCCCUGCGGUUCUUGAAGGUGGAAAGGUCCUUAACGUCUGGACUGCUUUGGUGUUUGGGGCCCAGAAGUGUAAGAACGGUGUGAAGCUGUUUGAUGUUCAGGAUCAGAAUGUCUCCCGGUGUGCAUAGUUAAUGGCUUAAGGCUUAUUGUACCAGCUUUUAGUAGAAGAAUUAUUAUCGUCAGGGGGAUCCUAUUCAGGGAUAUCGGAACAAACUGAGCUUCUGAAAUCCUACCUUUUACUUGAACGUGUAGUUUUUAAAUGAGAUUUGUUUUCUUUGGCAGUCAGGAAGUUUCAGUAGACAGAUUUAUGUAGGAGGGUGAACUGCGUUGAAGCUUGUAUCAAAUCUUCACCUGAGAAGCCCUCCAGCCUUGUGGAUGGCCAAUAGCAGUUCCAUAUUCUGCCACAAGGGGGCAAACGAGUAGUUUACUGUUGAGAUUUUUUUUUUCCCAAGUUUACACUUAAAAUGGGAUGAAGGAGAAAUGUAGUAAUUUCUCUGCUUUCAUUCUAGACAGAGGGCUUGUAAGGGCUACAUGCAUGAAUUAUUUGCUUCUCGACGUUGGCUUUGCGGAAAGUCAGCUGGUAUGGACUGGAAAACAUUCACAUGCCAUUUGGUGUACGAAUGGAAAAAAAGUUCACUUUUGAAUGUAAAAUAUGCAACAAAAAAAAGUAUAUGUUUUCUUACACAUCUGGCAUGGUUUACCUCAAUGUCUAGUGUAAAUACUGUUGACAGGACGUCUGUUGUACUAAAGACUUCUACAAAGGGAAAUAUGCUUAACAACUUGUGUUUUUAGUUGUCAUAAACAUUUCCCAGUAUUUUACAGGAAACGCUUCAGCAUUUUAAAGGAGAUCUAAAGGCAUCUUAAACUGUCUGGACUUAAAAACCUGAGGGUUCAUUGACACGAUUAAUUUAUUUUGUAAAUUCCAGCAGCUUGUAUAGGUUUUGUGAGUAAUUUUUACUGGAAUCCUCGUCAGUGUUACAUAGCGUUUAACCUCUGACCUCAGCGGAAUGACCCUGAAUGUGUACAUGAACAACGGUUUAUGUUCAAACCGAGUAUUUAUGCAUUUAUUUAAAGUCUUGAUAAUCGACGGCGAUUUCUGGAAACGUCACUGACUGGGCAGGUUGUUGCGUGUGAAACUGAGUGAGAAUAAAUGGAUGCAGUUGGUCCCUCUUA